GUGACUGCGACUGACAAAAAGGGCCCAGAUGCGGCAUUUACGAUUUCGUAUUAUGACGUCGUAAAGUUGACGUUGUCAAAUCUAAACGAGCACCUGUAUUUCGUAAUUACCGAUUUGCAAUUAGGUUUUGAAAAGGGUUGAAAAUAGACUGAACUUUUGAUACUUAUAAAAUUGUAUAAUAUUUCUACAUCAAUUAUUAAAAAAUAUUUAUUUUGAUUACCUUGAAAUGCAUAGCAUGGAGCGUAAACCAGUCACAAAACUUUUAAUUGUCCCCCUUUGUAUUUACAUUGGAUACAAAAGUACAAAUGGCGGUCUUAGUAUAAAACAGAUAAAAUGAGCCAGGAAAGUCGAUUUUCGGCAAGUCAGAGUAGCAUACCGCCUGAGAUUUUGCAGAACCAAGAUGAUGAUUUCAUAAAUGAGUUGAAUAGGGUCGACGAAUUAUAUUUUUACGAUUACGAAUGCCCCGAGUCCGAGAUUAAUUCUGAUGUUGAAAACUUUGAAUCUGACAAUGACGACGACAAUGUCGAUCAUUUAGUCGAACCUUCAGAUGACGAUACACGAGAAUAUAUUGCACAGGCCCGUUUCAGAAAUGACACUUGCGGGUGCAAAGAAUUUUAUGGCGAACCUUGUAGCCAAAUCAUUGAAAUGGACGCCGUUAUUGAAUUCCGAGAGCACUGCAAGGAACUUUCUAAAGAUGAACUUGAUAUGAUAAUCAAGGCUGAAUUGUUUGCACACAGGCGUUCUGGUAGUGUCACUGAAGCCAAGAAACACAAAAUUAAAGAAAGGGAACGCCCAUACCAGGAGUUUUAUUUCAAAGGAAAGCGAGUAUGUAGACAGACAUUUUGUUUUAUCCAUGGGGUUGAAAAGAAGAAAUUACUUUCUAUUGCAAAAUCACUAGAUGUAGAUGGACUAUCUCCUAGAACUUAUGCUAGCACAGGGAAACUUCCAAAACAUGCCCUUACAUUUCAGGAUUCAGAAAGGAUAAAAACAUUUCUUAUCAAAUAUGCUACUGAUAAUGCUUUGCCUCUACCAGGCAGGUUGCCUAAUUACAAGAACCAUCAAGUUUUGUUGUUACCAUCUGACAAAAAUUCAGUUGACAUUCAUGCAGAAUAUGAAAAACUUGCAAUAAAUAUGAAGUAUAGAAGUGUGAGUGUAAGAACAUUUCAAAGACAGUGGCAUGAUUUAUGUCCCAAUAUUGUAGUUACAAAGCCAUGUACUGAUUUAUGUCAAAAGUGUCAGGAAUAUGCUGGUAAAAUAUCUAAUAGUGGAAAUCUGUCUGAAGAGGAAAAACAGUUAUUGUUAAAUCACUAUAAUAUCCAUGUACAACUCGCAAAAGAACAAAGAGACUACUACCGUGAGCAGGUUAAACUUAGCAAACAAAACUACAUGGACUUGCCAGAUGCACUGAAACAAUCAGGAAAUUCUCCACAGUCAGUACAGACCACUCUACACUAUUCCUGGGAUUAUGCCCAACAAGUUCACUUUCCUCACCAUGCUCAGCAAGUGGGACCCAUUUAUUUCAAAACACCAAGAAAAUGUAAUGUGUUUGGAGUCUGCUCAGAAGGAUCUGGAAAACAAAGUUUCUAUUUGAUUGAUGAAGCUGAAAGUAUUGGCAAAGGAGCACACUCUGUUGUUAGUAUGGUGCAUCACUAUUUUAACAAAUUUGGUCAUGGAGAGACUGAUGCUAAAAUCCAUUUUGACAACUGCACUGGUCAGAACAAGAAUAAUGUAGUAUUAUGGUAUGCAUUAUGGAGAGUAAUGACAGGAUUACACAAAAGCAUAGAAUACUCAAUGAUGAUUGCAGGACAUACCAAGUUUGAGCCUGAUUGGCAUUUUGGUGUUUGGAAGUUACACUGGAGAAAUUCAGCAGCAGAAACAUUAUCAGAGGUAGCUGAAACUGUGACAAGGUCCAGCAGAAAUGGACACAACAUACCACAAGUUGUAGGAAAUAUACAAGAUCCUGUAAUGUUUUAUGAAUGGAAGCCUUAUUUGCAACAGUACUUUAAAACUUUGAAACAUAUAACUGACUAUCAUCAUUUUUACAUGGAUUCACAACACCCAGGAGUAGUAACAUGCAGAGAAAAUGCAUCUUCAGAAUCAUAUACAUUCAAUUUACUGAAAUGCAAAACUAAAACUCCACCAGGAGGUGAGCUUCCUCAACCAUCUAACAUCAAAAUUCUUGAACCUGCCAGGCAGUGGUAUUUAUAUGAGCAGAUAAGACAGCACUGCUACUCAGAUUCAGCUAAGAACAUUACAUGUCCGAAACCACUGGUUCCUAAAAAGGAAAUAGACUUAACACAACAAGACCAACACAAUGCCAAAUCCAAUGGAGGAAGAAAAAAGGCUCUGCUGAACUAAAUAAAAUGAUAAAAUAUU
Mytilus californianus (California mussel) is the source of this 2376-nucleotide messenger RNA. RefSeq lists its product as uncharacterized. NCBI's taxonomy places the organism in Eukaryota, Metazoa, Mollusca, Bivalvia, Mytilida, Mytilidae. The transcript is spliced from 5 exons. The record is from RefSeq and is a predicted model, not a curated record. Bases 334 to 2358 code for a protein of 674 amino acids.